GAAAAUAUAUUCAGACAAAACCACCGCCCAAAACACCGCCCAUGUUGCUAAGAUUCACUUCACGUACGUCCUGUAAAGAUUUGUAAUAGUCACCAUGGACAACGAAGAAUCAUCAUUGAAAGCUACAAAAAGACGAGAACGUCAAUCAGGUCCAAGCAGCGCUUUACAUGAUGCAGAAGCCUUGGAAAGUGGAGACUCUGACAUUGGCUUCUGUGGCUGGAUGUUGGUGGGGUUGUCUCUUCUUCUCAUGGUGGUCACACUGCCCAUCUCCAUUUGGAUGUGCAUCAAGAUUGUGAAGGAGUAUGAGAGGGCCAUUAUUUUCCGCCUGGGUCGCCUGCUGCGAGGAGGAGCCAAAGGACCAGGUUUGUUCUUCAUCUUGCCGUGCACUGACAGCUUUAUUAACGUGGACAUGCGCACCAUCACCUUCGACAUUCCACCGCAAGAGGUUUUGACGAAAGACUCAGUGACAGUGAGUGUGGAUGGCGUGGUGUACUACCGAGUUCAGAAUGCUACUCUGGCCGUGGCCAACAUCACUAACGCCGAUGCCGCCACGCGCCUAUUGGCCCAGACCACACUGAGGAAUGUUCUCGGUACCAAGAACCUGGCAGAGAUCCUUUCGGACCGUGAAGAAAUUGCACACAGCAUGCAGUCCACUCUCGACGAUGCUACUGAUGACUGGGGCAUCAAGGUGGAGCGAGUGGAGAUAAAAGAUGUGAAGCUGCCUCUGCAGCUCCAGAGAGCCAUGGCGGCCGAGGCUGAGGCCACCCGGGAGGCCAGAGCCAAGGUUAUUGCAGCAGAAGGUGAGAUGAACGCCUCGAGGGCGCUGAAGGAAGCGUCGCUGGUGAUCGCGGAGUCUCCGUCCGCCCUGCAGCUGCGCUACCUGCAGACCCUCAACACAAUCGCUGCCGAAAAGAACUCCACCAUCAUCUUCCCUCUGCCUCUGGAGAUGAUGCAGGGUUUCAUUAAACACUAAUCAUCUCUCUCAUGUAAAGCUACACGCAACGAGCAUUGGCAUCGAAAACGUGAAAGUGACCUUACACUGAUAGACAUAUUUCUCAUGUAAUGCCUGAAGCUGCAGUUCUGCUGCAACCACUGCCAGCAUACAUUUUAUUUACUUACGAGGUUUUAUUUCACAAUAUGUAUUUUAAAAUGCACGCGGUCUGUGUCAUUGCAUAUUUUUAGUAACGUGUUUCCGCAGCCUCACUUCCAACCACGUGCAGUAAGUACGCUACAUACAGUACCAGGAAAAAAUACUAUAUUCUGUCCAUUCUUGCCGUUGGGCCGGGUCUUCACAUAUAUAAUUUCCUAUAACUGCAGUGAAUUAUACCUCAUAGACUAAAGAGAAUAGUCUACGUAAUGAAUUAUGAAGCUGACCGAGUGAACAAGAAUUUCAAUAUGUUGUUUUCUUAGCAACUUGGGCCAGAGGCUGCCACGUAUAGCAGAGGACGGGCAGGGAGUGUCUGCACAAAGACACUCUCAACGCUAAGGAAAGGACUAACAAUUACAAGACAAGUUUAUUUUAUACAUUUUUGCAAUUGAAUCGCAAUUCUUUAGUGAACAUCAGUAUUUUAAGAUGAAAAUUAAUGUAACAAGCUUUUUACACCACAGUGCCAUCUGCUGGAACUCCCUUGCCCUUAAUCAACACAUACAGGAAGUCCUCGAGUUACGACGCAUUCGACCUACACGUUUCAACUUUACGACGCCCGUGCCUCGUCCGCCAUUUUGUCCCAGCACCAUAGUGUUUCUGCUUAGCUAGUGCAUAGUGCUUGUGUGUGUUUGUGUGGCGGGAGUAUCUUUGCCUUUUUCACACUCUCAGCAGUAACGGUAAGUACAGAAUCUUAUUUUUUUAUUUUAAUGUAUUUUAGUUUCUUUAUACAAAGUGUUAACCUUUCCUGCUACGGUCACCUGACCGUGGUCGGGAGACGCAGGGGUUAACUCCCUUCUCUCGUUGCGCAGCUGAGCUGGGUGACGGCAACAAUGAAGGCAUGAAGCACCGAUUUGCUGUUUUAAUGGCUUUAUUAGCUCCUCUGCACAUUCAGCUUCAACGGGUCCUCCGCUAAUUGCUACUCUUCCCCGGUCCCCAUCACUUCACUCGCUACUGUACACACCCGCACCGGUGCGCACUCCUUCCUCCUUCACAGUCCCGUCUCACUCACACAUCGACGCCCACACACACUGAGCUUGCUUUCACAAUCAUGUGGGACAAUACCCGUAACAGAAGUAUUUCGCCGUAAAUUUCGACUUUUAACGGUGAAAUCCGACUUACGCGGAAAUCGUGUUACGUCGCCAGCGUACGAACGGAACUCGUUCGUAAAUCGAGGACUUCCUGUAUAUACAUCUUUAGAGCCAUGACAUGAUCCACAUCUAGUGAUGUAACACUAGAGGAGUUCAUACUUACCUCCAUCCCAUCCAAUUUCCUCACUAGGGUUGUGGGCGUGCUAGAGCCUAUCCCAGCUAUCUUCAGGCGAGAGGCAGGGUACACCCUGAACUGGUCGCCAGCCUGUCACAAGCCACAUAUAAACAAACAACCAAUCAAACUCACAUUCAGACCUACGGGCAAUUUAGAUUCUUCAAUCAACCUACCAUGCAUGUUUUUGGGAUGUGGGAGGAAACUGGAGUACCUGGAGAAAACCCACACAGGAACGAGAGAACAUGCAAACUCCACAGGAGGUGGGGCCGGGAUUUGAACCCCGGUCCUCAGAACUGUGAGGCAGUCAUACUAACCUGCAUGAAGUAUUAGAAUCUGUAAUGAUAAAUAUGAAAAAACACUAACAGUAGAUGGCGGCACGGUGGAAGACUGGUUAGAGCGUCAGCCUCACAGUUCUGAGGACCGGGGUUCAAUCCCUGGCCCCGCCUGUUUGGAGUUUGCAUGUUCUCCCCGUGCCUGCGUGGGUUUUCUCCGGGCACUCCGAUUUCCUCCCACAUCCCAAAAACAUGCAUGAAUUGGAGACUCUAAAUUGCCCGUAGGUGUGAAUGUGAGUGCGAAUGGUUUGUUUGUAUGUGCCCUGCGAUUGGCUGGCAACCGGUUCAGGGUGUACCCCGCCUCCUGCCCGAUGACAGCUGGGAUAGGCUCCAGCACGCCCGCGACCCUAGUGAGGAGGAGCGGCUCAGAAGAUGGAUGGAUGGAUGGAUGGACUAACAGUAGAUGGAUGCAGCCAUUUAUUUCUUCUUUCGUGACACCCCCCAACCAAUUCCCUAUCCCCAUGAACAGGUCUUCACUGUAGUUGUCAUAUACAUGACUAUAUAUGCUGCUUAUUUAGCUGGAGUCUCAUAUAGCUAUUAUGUAAUCUUAUAAAGUUUUAUUUUUGAGAGAGACAAGAGUGGAUUCCCUGCAAUGUACUUAAGCCAUAUGUGUAUAAUAGAGUCUUGUUUCAUAAGAGAGAUAAAGAAAGUCCCUUAGAAUCAAACCUUUGAAGCAAAAAGCCUCAACUUACUGCUAUGGAUUCGUUUUGACACUUUUUUUUAUGCAGUUUGAAACAUAGCUUCGGAGCUUUUAUUUCCUCUACUUCCCUAUAUUUCUUUCAAAGCAAGAAGUAUUUGGUCACACACUUAGUCUUGAGGGAUGUUCAAGCCAGCCAAAGAGUUAAGAGCUUUUGUAUUGGUCUGUCUUAAAACGUGUUUUAUUUGUUUUUAAAUGAUGUGACCAGGCGCUGUUAGAAUAUAGUGAAUUUCAAACUUGUGAUGUGACCAGUAGCUGUUACAAUAUAGAGUGAAUUUCAAACUAAAUAGCUUUACUAAACCAGUCAGGUGUGUUCGCAUGUGCUAUUCCACGCAAUGCCAUCAAGUGUAUUCAAGUUUAGCUUUGAGAAGUUGAAUUACAUACAGUGGACUCCCGCAUAAUUGUGGUUUAGCACACGCGGAUCUACCUACUUGGUUUGUUUCAAUUAAAUAAAAAAACAUUUCUUUCCAAUCUUAGCUUUGUUUUUCUUUUAUUUUCUUCUUUAUUGGAGACCAAUCCUGAAAAAAAAAAACGUAUUUGCGGUUAACUCCGCUUAUUUGAGAAUUUUUGGGGUUGCAGAUUAUUUUUUUCUUCUUCAAUGCAAUUAAAAUUCGUGUUCCCUAUUCCCUGCGAAUAGUGGGGGUCCACUGUACUGUAUAAGUGUUGCGACAGUCGACUGUCAUAUAGUUACAAUGCAAAUGCUACAUAAAUGGUAAAACGUUUUUUGUUAAGGUGGCAUUGCAUUAGAUGUUUUCCCACUCAAACAGCAUUUGUCUUGAAGUGCUAUUGAUAGAAAAAAAAAAAGUCUGUUAUGGUCCUCCUGAACUUAUUAAAAUUGAAUGCCAAAAACUGUAAUGUUUAUUUACUAUUAAAUGUACUAUACACAUA
Molecule: messenger RNA, 4327 nt
Organism: Phyllopteryx taeniolatus (common seadragon)
Lineage: Eukaryota; Metazoa; Chordata; Actinopteri; Syngnathiformes; Syngnathidae
Gene: stom
Product: stomatin
Exons: 8
Coding region: 95-973 (292 amino acids)
Cellular component (GO): plasma membrane
Source: RefSeq, a predicted model, not a curated record